AUGGCGGAAGAAGCGACUGGAGCACAGCGUUCGAGCAUGUUCCGGUUCAAGGGGAAGCCGCCUCCCUCGGAGCAGAGUGCAGCAGCUGUCGCAGGCUUCGUCACAUUGCUUUCGAAGCACUGCAAAACGAUGGCGGGGAGUCGAGGGCUUCCAGGCUGCGAAACCUUUCUCGCCGAAAUCGAUUGGCGGUCUGCUCUUGUCCAAGCUUCCGAGCAAGCUCUUGACGACAGAAGCGUCAAGUGGUUUCCUGAGUACGGCUGUGCCCUGCUGGCGGUCGGCAGCCCUUCUGUCAGGGGAGGACCGGUCGUGCGUCGACACUCGUCGAUCAUUGGCCUCGACAAAUGGGUUUUCGAGCCACACUGGCUGCACCCGCCCAGGUGA
Ectocarpus sp. CCAP 1310/34 is the source of this 381-nucleotide messenger RNA. Lineage: Eukaryota; Phaeophyceae; Ectocarpales; Ectocarpaceae. The record is from the annotation of a GenBank genome assembly.